This is a messenger RNA of Schistocerca gregaria, 2460 nucleotides long. Its product is annotated as methylthioribulose-1-phosphate dehydratase-like. Bases 1 to 1488 code for a protein of 495 amino acids. Gene Ontology annotation, cellular component: cytoplasm. Gene Ontology annotation, molecular function: metal ion binding; methylthioribulose 1-phosphate dehydratase activity. The record is from RefSeq and is a predicted model, not a curated record. NCBI's taxonomy places the organism in Eukaryota, Metazoa, Arthropoda, Insecta, Orthoptera, Acrididae. The transcript has 2 exons.
AUGGAAUGCAAGCAAACAAAAACAAUAAGAACUAGAAGAAUCAAAAAAAAUUUGUUAUCAAAAAAGUUUAUUUCACUUCUGAAACCUGAUGAUACGAUGUAUUUGGGUUUUUCUGGAGAACAUUUUCAAAAUGAUGACGAGGACUCUAUGUAUAUUUCAAAAAUCGGUGGACAGGCUCACGGAAUCUACCGUUCGACGCAAGAGAAUCUGGACUCCUCGCUAAAGAAUAAAGCGGAACAUGGCCUAUGCUCGCAGAAGGGUGAAAAACAAAUUUUCACUGCUAACGAAAGUAUUUUUCCGCAAACCCCUGCUCAUGAUCUGUCUCGCGUGUGUAACUGCCCAAUCAAAAAAUGCAUUUCUUGCGGUCAGGACUUGACCCUUGUCGUGCAAGUGCAUGCACCGGAAAGUUUGUGUCCAGCCACAUCACCCUCAUCGGUGUCAGCCGCACUUGGCAAAAAUCCAGGUUUCCUUCCACACAUAAAUCACCCUCAAGGCGCGGACGAUGAUCAACUUAGGACUUUGCUUGUGUUUGCCUGUAAUAAGCAAGAGUGCUGUGAAAAAGGGAAAGGAAUCUGGGCAGCCUAUCGCUACCAACCUCUUUGCUCAGACAAUCCAAAAAAUCAUCAGCGUCCGAUUUCUGUAUCCAAUUCUCUACAUUUUCAUACAGUUCAAAAAACGCACUCAAUUGCCAAUUUGUUCGCUGCACCAAAUUGGAAUACCUCUCAGAACGAGAAUUUAGCUCAUCACGAAGACGAUACAAGUAUUCCAAUAGACGAGCUGACACUUGACCCCCCCCUUCAACCUAUUUCGGCCGAUACUUCUUUCGAUUUGCACAAAUUGGAAAGUCAGCAAGUGCCCCUAAAUUCCAAAAACGCCCAUACUAAUAAUGACUCAGAUAAAAUCGAGAAUUCAGAUGCAGAAACUCAAGACUUACUUUCAGUCCCUAAAAAUAUGGUCUCCGAUAAUAACAGUCAAGCAGCAAAACGCAAUUGUGAGUUUUUGCAACUUUAUCUUGAAUUUGACAGAGAGCCCAGUCGCGAAGAGUUUGAGUUCAAGCAAAAGGACAUUCUUAAAAAAUACGACCUUACCGAUUAUGACAAACCCGGCUCGUGGGCCGGUGAAGUUUAUGAGUCAUCUUUCAAAAAAUCCGACAAACCCUUUCAUCGAUUUCAGAAGCGUUUGCAAAGGGCACCAGAGCAAUGCCUAAGAUAUUGGAGAGGCUAUGAACCCCUAUGGUGCUGUGAGAAACAAAUACCAAAGCCAAUUCCUUGCUGCAAGUACUGUGGUUCAAGGCGAGUUUUUGAACUUCAACUUGUACCUGGACUUAUUGUGGCGCUAAAACCUGCGCAUGAAGAUAUGGCAGUCAAUCUGAAUUUCGGAACAGUGGUCAUAUAUACAUGUGAAAGAAAUUGUACAUCCAGUACAAACUCGCUUUUUGAAGAAUAUGUUCAUAUACAAAUGAUAGACGAACAGCGGCACAAAAAAUAAAAAAAAUUGUACCGCUCUGGUCAAAGCUGUCUUUUUGAUGUCCCAUACUGUCGCCGGCGAGUGCGGCAAUAGCCUUGUCUUUCACGAGAGUGAGGAGGAAUUGCCGCGCAUAUUGAUACCAGAGCUAUGCAGGCUGAUGUAUCACCAAGGAUGGGUGACGGGAACGGGAGGCGGAAUCAGCAUUCGUCAAGGGUAUGUGACAAACGGAAAUGAUAAGCAUGCAUUGGAAUGCAAGUAGGGUGAUCAUACUUUUGUAUACAUCCCCGGCAUUGUGGCACAAUUAAUUCUGAAAUGCAUUCAUUGAACACAAAUGUCGUUGUAUAUCAAAACAGAAAUAUAACUCGAGCGAGAUUUUUAGAGAACGUAUUUAUAUUGCGCCUAGUGGCGUGCAAAAAGAAAGGAUUCAACCAGAAGAUCUCUUCGUUUAUUCUACGGAACAUGUCUUGAUAUCUUGUCCGAAAAAUCUGCAGUUGAAGCCAAGUCAGUGUACACCUUUGUUUUUCAACGCCUAUACGAUGAGAAAUGCAGGUGCUGUCAUUCAUACACACUCGAAACAUGCUGUUAUGGCAACACUCAUCUGUCAAAAGGAGUUUAGAAUCACUCACCAAGAAAUGAUCAAGGGAAUCAAACGCGGGGCAAAUACUACCAAUUUUGCUUACUACGAUAUGCUAGUCGUACCAAUUAUAGAGAAUACCCCACACGAAAAAGACUUGAAAGACCAAAUGGCCGAUGCAAUGAAUCAAUAUCCUGAUUCAAAUGCAGUUCUUGUACGCCGGCAUGGGGUGUAUGUAUGGGGGCAAACAUGGGAAUUAGCGAAAACCAUGUGCGAGUGCUACGAUUACUUAUUUGAAAUAGCCAUUAUGAUGCAUCAAUCUGGAUUGGACCCUAGUAAAGUGCCAGCUGAUUCACCGUACAAAGGUGUGUCCUUGUAAAAGAAUUCAUUUAGAAACACAAUUGUUGGUGACGUUAAAA